This is a messenger RNA of Symbiodinium necroappetens, 3930 nucleotides long. Lineage: Eukaryota; Dinophyceae; Suessiales; Symbiodiniaceae. The record is from the annotation of a GenBank genome assembly.
AUGGGUCAGGAUGUGGUGGCAUUGGGCUUCCCCCUUGGCCAGAACUCCCUGAAGAUUUCGAAAGGCAACGUCGCUGGAAAUGAGUUCGUCAACAGCAACCUUUGCAUCCAGUCCACUGCUCCAAUUUCGCCAGGAAACAGCGGCGGCCCUCUCUUGGAUGAUGCUGGUUCAGAGGUUCUUGGUGUGAACUUCGCAGGCGCUACUCGAGGUGAGAAUAUCAAUUAUGUGAUCCCUGCCUUCCGGGUUCAGGCGCUCGUCAACCUGCACCUCAAGGAGCAGCUAGGAGCUCCGUGGCGUCGCUUGGGCUUUCGAACACCUGGGCACGGCCUCACCACGGUGCAUCCGAACCAGGCCCUGUACAAUUUUACUGCGGGCUGCAAGGAGGGCGUGUACAUCGGCCGUGUUCGACAGGAUGGCUUCAUGAGCAAGGCACAGCCGGAAAUCCGGCCUGGCAGCAUGCUGGUGGCAGUCAACGGAAAGGCCCUGGAUGGGUUUGGCAAAGCCGACAUCAAGGAGCUUAUGUUGGGCAAGGCUGCCUUAGACGACCUCUUCUUCAUCCAACCAGACUUGGAAGCAGAGGUGUCUUUCGAGACUUGCUUCAGGGGCACAAAGCGUCUACACAAGGUGAGCACCAUAAGGACACCUGAUUUCGACAAGGGCAUCAGAUAUGUCGACGAGCCAGUGACCGAGGGGCUGACGCAGCAGUAUGAAAUCUUUGGAGACAUCGGCGUCAUGUCAAUGACCCAGAACCAUGUCGGGGAGGCCUUGGCCAGGACUGGCUCUCCACGCAUUUCUCGCUGGCUCCUCCCAGACAAAGCCUCCGAGCCAAGGCUCAUGGUCAUCUAUGUGCGGCCUGGAAGCUAUGCAAGCGAAGUCAUUGGAGAGGGCUCUGCCGUGGAGAAGGUGAAUGGCAGAGUUGUCCGAACGCUGGAGGACUUCCGCAAAGCCAUUGUGCCGGACGCAAAGGAUGAUAUUUGGACGCUCGAAACCGACUUGGGGCUGCUAUUGGCCACGCCUUUUAAGGCAACCCUGUCAGCUCAGCUUGUGAGUGGCGCCGCAGAGCCUUAUCUCCUCACACCGGGCAUCAAGCAGGAUGAACCACUGCCUCCUUCUGUCGAGGACGCUUCUUUUCAGAUUGCUCUGGCCUCCUUGGCAGACUUGAGUUAUCAAAAAGCAUGGAUCAGUUCGCAUUCUGUGCAUGGGCACAGCAUCGGCGAAGACCUGGAAGAUGUCAUAGUCCAAAGGACUUUCUUCUUCGUCCCACGGUACAAGUGGAGGUCCAGACCAGGCUCUGAUAGCGCGAUGGAGAAGAGAUUUGGCACCUCCAAGUUUGAAGUGUUCCGAUCUGCUUUCUGCCGCUCCAGCGCAAUCAUGGCCGGAAUUUCUACCGUGCUGGCGGUUGUGGCCAUCUGGCAAGAACAGUGGGUCCGAACUGCCUUGCUGCUUGGGUUCAUUCUGCCCCUCUACGUGGUGUACAGCCUCAUCACAUGGCAAUGCCUUUCCGUCUGGCAGCGCUUGUCGGACUGUAGGCCCUUGCUGGUGCUAACGCUCUGCUUGCAGAGUGUAGCUGUUUCCUUCGCAGAGUGGGACAGAUCGCUCUCCACCUCGGGCUUGCUGAUGCUGCACACAGCUUUUGUCAACAACUUCAGUCCGCUGGGGGUUCUUGAGAUCUUCCUAGUGACGGCCAUCUGUGGCAUACCUACCUACAUUUUUCUCGUGUUGUUUCCAGAAUUUGAAAUUUCGCUGGAUCAGCAUGGAUGUGAUGAACAAGCUGGAGUCAGAGCCACGGUCUUCCGCGACGUUCUCCUACCACCUCUUGUGUGCAUUUGCCAGUUUGCUUUGGCCAUAUGGCGUGACGAGUCGAUGCGUCUGGACCUGCUACUCCGUGACCAGCUGCGGGCACAACGUCAGAAGCUAGAUCAGGAGAUGCGAAAGAGCGAGCACCUUCUGCAAAGUUUGCUGCCACAGGCCAUCAUCGAUUCGCUUAAAGCCCACGAGCCAGUGGACUGCCAGGACUUUGAUGAUGUCACCGUGAUUUUUGUUCAAGUGUGUGACUUUUCGACGAUCUGCUCCUUGCUGCCACCGAAGACGACCGUGCAAAUGUUGGAUAAGGUUUUCCAGGAAUUAGAUCGUCUCAGCGACUUGCUGAAAGUGCACAAGGUGGAGACCGUUGGCGAUGUGUACAUGGCAGUUGCUGGGUGCCCGCAGCCAAUCGCAAACCAUGCAGAUGUUGCAGCUCACUUCGCCAUUGCCGCACAGUCCAGCAUCGUGAGGAUGCGUGCCUCCGAUGUCAUGGCGCCGCAGGGUGUUGGUGGCAAGCGGCUCUCCACCAUCCUUGGCGAUCAGUCGCUGGAGCUCAACAUUCGAAUCGGGCUGAACAGCGGCAAGAUUCGGGCAGGAGUGGUUGGUUUGGACAAACCUCGAUACAAGCUUUUCGGGGACACCGUGAACACGGCAAGUCGGAUGGAGAGCACUUCCGAGCCAGGAUGCACCCAGAUCACGGAGGCCACACAAGCCAGGUUGAGCGACACCUUCUACACGGAGGCGCGUGGCGAGAUCGAAGUGAAAGGAAAAGGCACGCUGAGGACGCACUUCUUGCGCGGGUACAAUGUCAUGGAGCAAUCCCAGAGUUUGACGAUAUCAUCGCACAAGAUGCAGGACUCAGUGACCAUUCGGGUGGGGCAAAAGGCCCACAGAGUUCAGUUCUCAGAGGGAGGUGAAGAAAGCAAGUCGCUAGCAGUGGUGCCAGGAAAGAGGCUGCUUCGAAGAGCUGCAGGCAAUGCUUUGAAGGAGCUGAUGGCGACCAUGCCACAGCACAGCCAGGACUUUCUCGCCGGCUUUACCCAAAUGCACCAGACCAAGCCCCUCAGUAACUUCUCUGUGCGGUCUUCGAAGUGGUACGACUGGCUGGAUAUGAAGCUUCUCAUGGUGCCGGAUUCCUCCAAAUCGCCAGAGAUGCUUCAGACUUUGCGAGCAGACAAGUACGAAUUCAAGCAGAGCUCCCUGGAUCGCCGAAUCUUCUUCGCGCGAACACUGAUCAUUGCAUGGCACGUCUUGAUCGCAGCGGCAGGGACUCUGGACUAUGCCUUUGACAUUGGUUCUCGUGACUGGGAGCGCUAUCGUUUGGGCGUGAUGGUGAGAACUUGGGGAAUCCAAGUCAUUGGCUGGGUUCACCUCUGUCUCCUCAUGGACAAAGACCGCUUUCAUCGGCGUGGCAAGCUCAUCACAGUGGUGAUGCUGGCACUUCAAGGUGCUUCCAUAGAGGUCCUGAAUGUCUUGAUUUACAACAAUGAACCCUCGUUCUACAUGAUGUAUGGUCUGUACGUACUGUUCAGUAAGACCUGCCCGUUUACUGUCCGGGUGCUCCUCUGUUUCCUCUCAUUGGUGACCUGGGCCUUAGUCGACAACGUGCAAUGCGAUUGGCAAGUACGUCAGCGUGCUGCGGAGUAUGUAAGUUACACUGGUGCGGUCUUCCUGCUGACAGCAGCUGGCAUCAGGAUGCAGGAGCACCUCGACCACUGUGCGGACUUCUACAAGCGGCACGUGCAGAGACGCAUUCGGGAAAUCUCUGACACGAAGCUGGGAAGCCAGAGCCUGUUGGCCAAGAUUCUGCCUCCUCAUGUUGUCGAGUUGGUAAAUGACAACGUAUCACCGAUUGCAGAAGACUUUCCAGACGUCACCAUUGUGUUCACAGAUCUGAAAGGCUUCACGGCCUUUUGCUCCCGCAUCACUCCAACGGAACUGGUGGAGUUGUUGAACCUGCUCUACUCUGCAUUUGACGAAGUCAUACUGGAGUGGGGCCUGUACAAAGUGGAAGUCAUUGGAGACGCCUACUUUAUCUCAUCGGGUUGCCCCGCAAGGGAGGAGGAGUCGAACUUCCCCGACGAGUUUGCUAUGCGAGCAGUGGAGGAGCUCGACGUUUGCGACUAA